Molecule: messenger RNA, 3253 nt
Organism: Culicoides brevitarsis
Lineage: Eukaryota; Metazoa; Arthropoda; Insecta; Diptera; Ceratopogonidae
Gene: Br140
Product: bromodomain-containing protein homolog
Exons: 5
Coding region: 65-3253 (1062 amino acids)
Biological process (GO): regulation of transcription by RNA polymerase II
Cellular component (GO): MOZ/MORF histone acetyltransferase complex
Molecular function (GO): protein binding
Source: RefSeq, a predicted model, not a curated record
UCGAAUUUCCAAUAGAAAUUGCCGGAAAACUGCCGAAAUCUCGCAAAUUUCCACAGAUUCGAAGAUGGGCAUCGACUUCGACAUCAACGAAUACGUGAAAAGCUUAAAGAAUGCCGAACCUCCGUUCAAAUGUGCCGUCGAUGGAUGCGAAAAGAGUUACAGAUCGCUUUUCGGCUUAAACUAUCACUUGACGACUUACGAUCACGACAAUCCCGAAGCAGCAACCCCGAAUCGCAAAACGAGCAGAAAACGUCCAACGGGAACACCGAAAAUCGACACAGGCGGAUCGCAAAAGGAAGCAAUUACCUUCGACGAAGCGCUGCGAGUCAUUCAUUUCAAUAUCGACGGGAAAACAAUCAAAUUGCACGAAGAUGCGGAAGUGCCGUGCAUCUCAAUGGACGAAUAUACGGAGAUGAUGGCACGCGGCGAAUGCGAAUUGAAGAGUAUUAACCCGCCGCCGGAGCCGGAAGUGAAGUUGCCCGAAGCAAAAUUCAAAAAAAUCACAGAUUACAACAUUUGCGAUGCGCCGCCGCGACCAAAUGCGUACAUUCGGUACAUCGAAAAGUCCCUCGAGGAGCUGGAUGGCGAAGUUGAGUACGACGUCGAUGAGGAAGACACGACUUGGUUGCAAGUUAUCAACGAGAAACGCGAAGAAAUGGAUUUGGCGCCCGUCACAGUCGACAAUUUGGAGUUGCUGAUGGAUCGUUUGGAGAAAGAAUCGUUUUUUCAGGCAGCUGCGAACGGGCAAAGUGGCGCCGUAGUUGACGAUGAUGCCGUUUGUUGCAUUUGCAUGGAUGGGGAGUGUCAGAAUACGAAUGUUAUCCUGUUUUGCGACAUGUGCAACUUGGCAGUGCAUCAAGAUUGCUACGGCGUUCCUUAUAUUCCCGAAGGACAAUGGCUUUGUCGUCGUUGCUUGCAGUCUCCAUCGCGGCCCGUGGAUUGUGUUUUGUGCCCAAAUAGCGGAGGAGCUUUCAAACAAACCGACACAGGGGGAUGGGCUCACGUCGUCUGCGCAUUAUGGAUCCCGGAAGUUCGUUUCGCCAACACGGUCUUUUUGGAGCCCAUUGACUCAAUCGAGAUGAUUCCCCAAGCACGUUGGCGUCUCGUCUGCUACAUUUGCAAACAAAAGGGCAUCGGCGCGUGCAUCCAGUGCAACCGAAAUUCGUGUUACGCCGCAUUUCACGUGACAUGCGCCCAACAAGCCGGAUUAUGUAUGCGCAUGGACACCGUCAAGGGCAACGAAGCGCAUCCCAUUAUCGUACAAAAGACGGCAUUUUGUGACGCUCACACGCCAAGCGAUGCCAACGAAAACGAGACCCCGAAUCCGGAAAAACUCGAAGAAUCUCGUUCGAAAAUGAAGAAAGCGCGAAAAUUGUUGGCGAAAAAGCGACAAAGUGUGCCCGUAAUUUUAAUUCCGACAAUUCCGCCCGAGCGAAUUCACGAAAUUUCGCAAUUGGUCUCGAUUCAGAAGAAAUCUCAGUUUAUUCAGCGACUUGUGGCGUAUUGGAUGUUGAAGAGGCAGUUCAGAAAUGGCGUUCCGUUGCUUCGGAGACUUCAAACGCAGAGUCAAACGCACGGGAGAUCGGGUCUAGAUGGGUCUCCGGAUGCCAAAGAGUUGUAUCAUCAACUGAAAUAUUGGCAAUGUUUGCGACAGGAUCUCGAAAGGGCGCGUUUAUUGUGCGAAUUGGUGCGAAAAAGGGAGAAAUUGAAGCUGGCGUUGAUAAAAACGAAGGAACAGUGUGUCAUGUUGGAGAUAAAUCCGCUCGAAAUUGCCUUGGAUCGCAUUUUAGAUCAACUUGAGGCGAAAGAUCAAACAGAAAUCUUCCUCGAACCCGUCGAUACUGUCGAAGUAGCCGAUUAUCUCGAUGUCAUCAAGGACCCUAUUGACUUGGGAACGAUGCGAAAGAAGUUAAAACAAGGCGAAUACAGCACUUUGGAGGAAUUAGAGGACGAUUUUGAUCUCAUGAUACGAAAUUGCUUGACUUACAACAACAAAGAGACCAUUUUUUAUCGCGCAGGUGUUCGCAUGAAAGACGCUGGCGGCAUAAUUUUCCGUGCAGCACGCAGAGAACUCGAACGCGCCGGCUUAAUUGAAGCUGGAAAGUCCGAAGAUGCCAUCGCAGCAAGUAUUGACAACGAAAUUCGUGAAAUAAUCAAGUCUAAACCUUCGUUCGAGGGAAUUCGCAAACUCGAAAGUCUUCUAACGAGAGUAAAUUCCCUCAAAAAUGGUCAAGCGAAGCAAAAACGGAUUCGAGUUAUCAAAGCUGACAUUGCGAAAAUCAAGAAACAACUUGGAAAAGAGGCUCCGGCAGCAGAAGAGAGCGAUACAGAGAAAAUGGAAACACAAGUGACGCCGAUUAACAGCCCGAAUAAGCAUGGGGGAGCAAAUAGUAGCGUUUCGCCAUCGGGAGUCAAUCGCAGAACGGCAGUAUUAUUCACGCGAAAGGCGCAAAAUCAGAGUUUGAACAAGAAAAUGGAUUCGUCGAUCAAGGAGGAGUUUAAGAUGACGCCAAAUAGCUCGGCGGAAAAGCCAAAAAGUCCGGGAAGGAAGGCGGGAAGACGUAGGGGACCGAAUAAGAAAGGAUCCGAAGCGGAUUUUGAUAAAAAGGGACUUCCGCUUGGUUCGCCCAAAAACCUACCUGACAGUUUCCGCGUUUAUCGCGGGCAACAAGAUCGCGUCAUCCAAUCGGAUUCUGAUGACAGCAUGAGUAUUAGCGGAUCUGAAACUUGCAGUAGUUGCAGCGAUUAUACUGGAUCUGAUAGCGAAUUUGGUUCAAGUUUCGACGACGGGCGAUCCGAUUCAGAAAUGGUCUCAAGCGACAACGAAGAAGAAGCAAACACCGUCAGUUCCGCCAACAAAGACGACGAACCCGAAUUAGAACCUUUGAAGCUUGUUUGGGCAAAAUGUCGCGGAUAUCCAUGGUACCCUGCGUUAAUUAUUGAUCCGACGGUUACGAAAGAUUUUCUUCAUAACGGAGUCCCAUUGCCGGCGCCUCCCACAGAUGUGCUUGCUUUGCGUCGAAAUUAUCCGGAGCCAGUGUUUCUUGUGCUGUUCUUCGACGUGAAACGAACUUGGCAAUGGUUGCCGCCGAACAAGUUGGAAUUGUUGGGAAUUGAAAAGGAAGUCGAUCAAGCCAAAUUAAUGGAAUCGCGAAAGCCAACCGAACGUAAAGCAGUGAAAAAGGCGUAUCAGGAAGCGUUGCACUACCAAUCGCAGGUCUCGUCAAGUCAUCCGCCUGUGGGAAAGCUCUGA